Messenger RNA from Cornus florida, 3085 nucleotides. RefSeq names its product transcription factor bHLH78-like. The transcript is spliced from 8 exons. The record is from RefSeq and is a predicted model, not a curated record. Gene Ontology annotation, cellular component: nucleus. Gene Ontology annotation, biological process: regulation of DNA-templated transcription. Lineage: Eukaryota; Viridiplantae; Streptophyta; Magnoliopsida; Cornales; Cornaceae. Bases 929 to 2710 code for a protein of 593 amino acids. Gene Ontology annotation, molecular function: DNA-binding transcription factor activity; protein dimerization activity.
CUUAAAUAUGUAAGGAGAUAAAAUUAGAUAAAUUGACUAAGAUAAUUUGGUCACAUAAGACAAAAAAUAGUUGUUAGAUCAAUUAAUAAGUGUAACAUUAUUCCCAUAGAAGUUAAUUAGGAGAAGGAAAUAUUAAAAUUGAUUUUAAGUGACGCAGUAAAACAAAUAUGAUAAUAUGUGAUGAUAAGAAUUAAGAGGAUUCAAUUUAGAGUAAUUUUUCUUUUUUCUUUUUUUUUUUUUCGUGAACAUUUUGGUGAAGUAAAAGGGUAAUUAGAUAAAUUGACUAAGAUAAUUUGAUCUCAUAAGACAAAAAAUAGUUGUUAGAUCAAUUAAUAAGUGUAAUAUUAUUCCCAUUGAAGUUAAUUAGGAGAAGGAAAUAUCAAAAUUGAUUUUAAGUGACGCAGUAAAACAAAUACGGAGUAUGAUAAUAUGUGAUGACAAGAAUUAAGGGGAUUCAAUUUAGAGUAAUUUUUCUUUUUCCUCAUUUUUUUUUUUUUUUUUUCUUGAACAUUCUGGUGAAGUAAAAAGGUCCAAACUUCUCUGUAUCUUGGCUAUAUAACUUCAUCUCGACCCAUCUAUUGGCUUCCCCUUUCCCUCCCCUCCAUGUCUCUCUCUCUCUCUGGGUUUCCUUUGCUUUUUCAGCACCAACAUAAUCUCUUCCCUUCACUAACCUCCUUUCCAUUCAUCCCAAAUGCCAUCAUAAUCAGCCCCACACUUGAUUCUUUCCACACAAGUUACUCCUCUGUUUCCUCUGUUUGUUACACCUUCUUGAUCUCUCUCUCUCCUCUCCUCAUCAUCAUCAUCAUCCUGAACAAUCAAGAACCUCAAAUUCUCUUAUAAUUCAUACUCAUCCCCGUGAAUUCUUAUCUUGGUCCCCUUAUUUCUCUCAUUUCACACGCUCUUCUAUCUUUAGUCCUUCAAAUUCAACAUGGAUAGACAAUUCUUUCUCAAUGCCGGAGUUCCACUCCCAUUACACUUCGACCCAUCGCUGACACCCACCUGUCAAACUCCUUAUUUGGCCCCUGAACUGAAUUGCUCGUCGGAGCAAUCUUCCGAUUACAUUUUUUUCAAUCCCAGUUGGGACAAGUCAAUGGACCAGUACACUGACUUCGAGUCAGCCCUCAAUUCAAUGGUCUCAUCACCAGCUACCUCCAAUUCAGCCAUGUCAAAUGACACUUUCGCAAUCCGUGAACUGAUCGGAAAACUGGGCAACAUUUGCCCCACCGGCGACAUCUUGCCGCAGUCUCAGCCGUUGCCGGCUUACGUUGGUGGUUCAACUUCAAAUAACAGCACUAACACUUCAUCUUAUAAUACACCUCUGACUUCACCUCCAAAGUCAAAUUUGCCAAUUAUGAAUCAAUUUGUCAAAGAAAGCAUAUCAAAUUUGGGAAGCUCAAUGCCAAUUCCGAAUCCCACUUUGCCGGAAGUCUCGGUCGAUCAUGGUUUCGCGGAGAGGGCUGCAAAGUUUUCAUGCUUCGGCAGUAGCAGUUUCAAUGGUCGAAUGAGCCAAUUUGGGUUGAAUAGUAGUGAAUUCUCAUAUGGUAGAUUAAGCCCAUUAAUGGGAGGAGCUAAGUUGCCCAAAGUUACUAGCAGUCCUUCUCUCAAGGCAGUUGGCUCCCCAGUGGGUGUUCAGGAAAACAAGAAUUGUGCACAAACCCAUAUGGAAAUUCUGUCUGACAAGAAAUUCAGCAAAAUUUCAGCUUCUGCUGCAUCAGAUCGAACUGAAUUUGCCGGAACUGAAUUCCCCGGUUCUAAUGAGGACUCCCCUGUUUCUGAACAUAUCCCAAGAGGGGAAACUGGAUUGAGAACUCCAGCUGAUUCCAAUUCUAGGAAAAGAAAAGUGGUUUCAAGAGGAAAAUCCAAGGACACUGCAGAAUCCCAGCCUGCAAAUGCCAAUGCCAAUGCCAAUGCCACCAAGGUAUGUGAAGUGGAGGAUGAUUUGAAUUCAAAGCGAUCAAAAAUGACGGAGGGUAAUGGCAAUGGAAAUGGAAAUGGUGGUGUUAAAACAGAGGAGAGUAGUGAUAGUGCAGGGGAUGAAAGAAAGAAACGAGCCAAGAGCAACCCAAAGCCUCCUGAGCCUCCAAAGGACUACAUUCAUGUAAGAGCGAGAAGGGGUCAAGCCACUGACAGCCACAGUCUUGCCGAAAGAGUUCGAAGGGAGAAGAUCAGUGAACGAAUGAAGCUUCUCCAAGACCUUGUACCGGGCUGCAAUAAGGUAACAGGGAAAACACUAAUGCUGGAAGAAAUUAUAAAGUAUGUACAGUCAUUGCAACGACAAGUUGAGUUCUUGGCUAUGAAGUUAGCUUCAGUGAAUCUAAGGAUGGACACUGAAAUGGAUAGCCUCCUUCCUAAUGAUAUAUUUCAGCCAAAUGGUUCCUCGACGCAGCCAAUAUAUCCAUUAGGUACCCGAGCAUCAUCGCCUUUCUAUGGCCACCAGCAUCCCCAGCAAAGCCGACCACAAGUACAUAUCAGUGUUUCCAAUGGGGUAGUGACGCCAUGCUCAGUGGACCCAUUUAACACCACAUUAUGCCGAAACAUAGGCAUGCAAUUGACUCCAGUUGAUGAAUUUGGCCAAAGUCUUCCACAGGUUCCUGCAUUCUCUGAAGAUGGCCUGCAAAACAUUUUUGAGAUGGGUUUUGGCCAGGACCAAAACCAUGAUUCAGUAUUUCAUUCACAAAGCUUUCAUGGCUCAAAUCAAACAUCCCCGUGAAAAUUGAGGCUCUGAUCACCGUCCAUUUAUCCUUAAUUCAAGGUCCAGAGGAAGAGACAGUCUGCUGUAUAUAGAGGGAGAUUUUAGUUAUGAGUAUUGUAUGCAUUGCUAAUCCAUCUUUAGGUCGAAUCAAGGGAGCAAUUCUUCUGGUAUAUCAUUUUUAUUUUACUUUUUGUCAAUCAUUUUGUCUUCCUCCUUUCUUUUGGGUGAGUUUUCUUAUUAGUAUCCAAUGUAUAAUCCUAGAAACAAUUCUAUAUAUUAGUGCAUUGUCCAAUACACCACAUUAAGCUAUAUUUCCACUAGAAAAUGAGAAACGAAAAUUCCAUGAACUUUCAGUUUCCGAACCAAUGGACACGGUUACAAAUUAUAAAAAUA